Xenia sp. Carnegie-2017 is the source of this 1607-nucleotide messenger RNA. RefSeq lists its product as uncharacterized. Bases 162 to 1574 code for a protein of 470 amino acids. The record is from RefSeq and is a predicted model, not a curated record. NCBI's taxonomy places the organism in Eukaryota, Metazoa, Cnidaria, Anthozoa, Malacalcyonacea, Xeniidae. The transcript is spliced from 12 exons.
ACAAUAUUUAUGUCACAUUUGCAAUAAAGAAGUGGAAUGAUUCAAAUGGCUGUAAAUUAAUUAAGGUAGUCUUAACUGGAUAAGGAGAAAACCAGUUUAAAAGGAAUGCAGACGUAAUUUCAAAAUUACGUCGAUGAACGAACUUCGCAUCAAAUGUUGCGAUGGGUAUUAGCAAUAGUCGAUCAAAUGUUCCUCAAGAGUUAAAAGACUCACCGAAUUUUUUGUUUCUGUCAAAGCUUUUUCAGGAUAGGUCCACAAUUUGCGAUGGCAAACGUAUUAUGAACGAGUCUGGAUUUAAUGAGUUGUUUUCCAAUGAAAAGAAGAAAAUCAUUGAACUUCUGUUCAAUCAUACAAUGCUCAUGGCAGAAGCAGACAAUAAAACCUCAAAAACAUUGGAAAUCGCUUCUUUUAUCUCAGCAUUUGAUAAAAUAAUGAAAUUAGAUAGUGGCGCAAAAGAGAUGGUCCCAUAUUAUUUAAAUGUUUUUAAUAAUGGGAAACAACAAAUAAGUGCCCAAGAUGUCGAACGCACCUUGACUGUUGUUUAUGCAGCAGAGUUAAAUACAGCAUAUGAACAAUCAUCUUAUUUUCAAGAAGUGGCCAGGGGUUUGGUUAACAAAGACAAAGAAACGUCUGCCAACAAAAUAAUCGAAUUAUGGCCAAGGCUGUUUAAUCGUAUUCAUUCUAGGAUAGUGGCAUCCUUACGUGAACAUGACAAGUUAUAUGAAACAGAUCAACGUAAAAAACAAGACUGCUGGUCAAUACAAACAACUAACGCAGAGCCUAUCAUUACACCGGAAAUAUUGUGGCUGCUUUCCGUCUCAAUUCCAACAGUUUUUUUUGGAAACAAACGAAAAACUGUCAAACAAGAUCAAGAUUCAAUAUGUGAAUGGAGAGAUCUUUAUAACAGUAACGAACAUGGUCUUAGUCACAAUAGAUUCAAACAUCAUGUAUUCUCAUACCGUGGCCCAACUGUUAUGUUAAUAGUUUUAGAGAACGACAAGAGAUUAGUGCUGGCUCUUGACGUGGAGUGGAGAGAGUCAACGAAAUGUUUCGGAGGAGCCAAUACUCGCCUUUAUGAAAUUAAUCCGGGAUUUAAUAUUUUGGAUGAAGAAAGUAUUGUUUUCUUCAACGAGAAGACGCGUGGCAUUCCUGUUGGACUUGUCUUGGGACGUAAUCCCAGCAAACCUGUCGUAUCGUUGUUGGAUGGUUUAAAUUCGGCAAAAUUUGGUUUGGAAGAAAUUCCAGUGGAUAGAAUAAAGGUAUGGGGUUGUGCAGGCGAAAACGCCGAAACUCACCAAAAAGAACAAAAAAAGUGGGAGAAACGACAGGCAGAAAAAUUACAAAAGGUAUUCGAUGGAUUUAUUAUUUGGACACCUUGUAAUUAUACAUGUACGUUGUGUAUAUUAAGAACCUUUCUGUUCGUACGUAUAUGCAGGUCAAAUUGCCGGGAACCUGGGACGAAAAUCCAGAUAAAGCAAUCUUGGAAAUGGCAGGAAUCACGACGGAGCAUGCUCACUAAAGUUGAUCUUACCGUGGUCAUUAAAUGGCUAUUAUACAUUGUGCAAGUGUUGUAGCAAUAAUCUAAAAAUAUUAUCUUACUCUCCUUA